GCUAAUGAAGCCUCUCCCUAAUGGCGAUCUCCUCAAAUCCCCCACUCUAAUCAAGAUCUCCGCCUUAGUUUUCGUCACCGUCGCUUUCUUCUACUUAGGCAAGCAUUGGUCCGACGAUGGCUACCAACAGCUCGUCUUCUUCUCCUCUUCCACCUCCCGUAGCUCGAUCCCGGAGGUCUCCGUCUCACCGAAUAGUAACAGAGUUUUCAAUUUAUCUGCGAUAAUUCCUACUAAUCAUACCGAGAUCGAAAUCCCCGCCACAAUACAACAGCAACCUCCGUCGGUGGUUAAGGUGGAAGCUAAUCCUCCUCCUCCUCCACCUUCUCCUCCACCUCCUUCUCCUCCUCCGCCUGGUCCGGUUAAGAGCUUUGGGAUAGUAGAUGAGAACGGUGUGAUGUCUGACGAUUUUGAGGUGGGUGAGGUUGAGAGUGAUACUGUGGAAGAUUGGGGGAAUCAGACGGAGAUCGUUGAAGCGAAAAGGGACGGCGAUUCUAAGGCUAGGGUUAGAAUUAAGAAAUUUGGGAUGUGUCCUGAGAGCAUGAGAGAGUAUAUACCUUGUUUGGAUAAUACUGAUGCGAUAAAGAAGCUCAAAUCUACAGAGCGAGGUGAGAGAUUCGAGCGUCAUUGUCCUGAGAAAGGUAAAGGCUUGAAUUGCUUGGUUCCGCCUCCUAAAGGUUAUCGUCAGCCGAUUCCAUGGCCUAAAAGCCGAGACGAGGUAUGGUUUAGCAAUGUUCCGCAUACUCGGCUUGUUGAAGACAAAGGAGGUCAGAACUGGAUUUCACGAGACAAGAACAAGUUCAAGUUUCCUGGAGGUGGUACACAAUUUAUUCAUGGGGCUGAUCAGUACUUGGACCAGAUGUCUAAGAUGGUUUCUGAUAUCACGUUUGGCAAGCAUAUUAGGGUUGCUAUGGAUGUUGGUUGUGGUGUGGCGAGUUUUGGCGCUUAUUUAUUGUCUCGCGAUGUCUUGACACUGUCUGUUGCACCAAAAGAUGUCCACGAGAACCAAAUUCAAUUUGCUCUUGAGCGUGGUGUGCCUGCUAUGGCGGCAGCAUUUGCGACAAGGCGGUUGUUAUAUCCGAGCCAAGCUUUUGAUCUUAUUCAUUGUUCAAGAUGUAGAAUCAACUGGACUCGUGAUGAUGGAAUUUUGCUCCUUGAGAUCAAUAGAAUGCUGCGCGCUGGAGGAUAUUUUGCUUGGGCUGCACAGCCUGUUUAUAAGCAUGAACCCGCUUUGGAAGAACAAUGGACUGAAAUGCUGAAUCUUACUACUAGCCUUUGCUGGAAAUUGGUAAAGAAGGAAGGAUACGUUGCAAUCUGGCAGAAGCCUUUCAACAAUGACUGUUAUUUGAGUCGUGAGGCUGGGACUAAACCUCCUCUUUGUGAUGAAUCUGAAGACCCCGAUAAUGUUUGGUACACAAAUCUGAAACCUUGCAUCAGUCGCAUACCUGAGAAUGGAUAUGGAGGAAAUGUCCCCUUAUGGCCUGCCCGCCUGCAUACUCCACCUGAUAGGCUGCAGACGAUAAAAUUUGAUUCCUACAUUGCUAGGAAAGAGCUAUUCAAGGCAGAAUCAAAAUAUUGGAAUGAAAUAAUUGGAGGAUAUGUUCGCGCCUUAAAAUGGAAAAAGAUGAAACUAAGAAAUGUUUUGGACAUGAGAGCAGGCUUUGGCGGAUUUGCAGCUGCACUAAAUGAUCAUAAACUCGAUUGCUGGGUUCUAAGUGUGGUUCCUGUCAGUGGGCCUAACACAUUGCCUGUCAUUUAUGACCGUGGACUGUUAGGAGUUAUGCAUGAUUGGUGUGAACCAUUUGAUACAUACCCACGGACAUAUGACUUCUUACAUGCCUCUGGACUCUUCUCAAUCGAGAGGAAAAGAUGUGAGAUGUCAACCAUAUUAUUAGAGAUGGACCGAAUAUUAAGACCCGGUGGAAGAGCAUACAUUAGGGAUUCAAUUGAUGUUAUGGAUGAAAUUCAAGAAAUCACAAAGGCUAUGGGUUGGCAUACUUCUCUGCGUGACACAUCCGAGGGUCCUCACGCAAGUUACAGGAUUCUAACAUGCGAGAAGCGUCUCCUUCGAGCUUAAUACCAGACAAGUUACUGCACUUUAGUCAACACAAUAUAUUGUUUGGUAAUAUCUCUUAUAGUUUUCUUCUUUUUUUCUUUAUGUAACUGUAAAUGUGAUUGUGGUGUUUUACUGAGUAAAGGUUCACUUAGUCUUCAAUUUUUAGUACAACA
Molecule: messenger RNA, 2226 nt
Organism: Arabidopsis lyrata subsp. lyrata
Lineage: Eukaryota; Viridiplantae; Streptophyta; Magnoliopsida; Brassicales; Brassicaceae
Product: probable methyltransferase PMT11
Exons: 9
Coding region: 5-2074 (689 amino acids)
Cellular component (GO): cytoplasm; endosome; trans-Golgi network
Molecular function (GO): methyltransferase activity
Source: RefSeq, a predicted model, not a curated record